Mus musculus (house mouse) is the source of this 1873-nucleotide messenger RNA. RefSeq names its product F-box and WD-40 domain protein 14 (gene Fbxw14). The transcript is spliced from 9 exons. NCBI's taxonomy places the organism in Eukaryota, Metazoa, Chordata, Mammalia, Rodentia, Muridae. The record is from RefSeq and is a predicted model, not a curated record. Bases 91 to 1389 code for a protein of 432 amino acids.
GCAAUCCUGUGAAAUCUUUGGCCAAGUCUUUAAAAUCAGAUCAAGCUGGGGAGGAGAAAGGAGAGUCAGUGUGGACUUAGGCCACUGAAGAUGGAGAUCCAUUUACCUAGUGUGCCGAUGAUGGAAAUCCUCUCCUAUCUGGAUGCCUACAGUUUGCUACAGGCUGCCCAAGUGAACAAGAACUGGAAUGAACUUGCAAGCAGUGAUGUCCUGUGGAGGAAGUUGUGUCAGAAGAGAUGGCUCUACUGUUACAUGUUCACCCUACCGCUCCAUGGCUUAGAGACAUGGAAGCAGUUCUUCUUUAACAAAACAUGGCAAGAACACGCCAAGACCCGGGCAAAGCCAGAAGAUUUCACUUACAAGGAAUUUCCUAUGGAGUUUGAAUUUCGGGCACAUCCAUGGUAUAUCUCAAGGCAUGGCUUAACAAGAAAUGGACAAGGAAAGUCUGCUGUCUGUAUGACUUCCAUGAACAGGAUUUCUACCUGGGAUAUUCACGAGGGUGCUAUGACCUGGGAAAGUCCAAAACAGCCCUCCUAUAUCGUAUGGAUGACUACCCUCCCUGAGAUGCAAAUUGCAGUCACUAUAGAUAUGCAAUCAACUAUCAAACUGUGGGACUGCCACAACAAGGAAGUUCUGGCGUCGAAAACGGGCCUGUUCUUUUCCUGUAAAUUACUGCAAUCUGAAUUUACUAAGGAUGGCCCGAUUGUCUUGGUAGGUGAUGCCUGUGGUAAUCUCUACAUCUUUAGGAUUCCUGACUUACACCUCAUUUCCAAGGUGAAUGUAUUCCCAUACAGUAUUGAUGAACUCUACUUCUCUCCUCAGAAGAAAUGGGUCUUUCUGAUAGGGCACCGCCUAAAUGACUUGACAAAGGUGUUUUACAUGAGCAGCUUACUGAGGCCAUCAGAAUUCUCUGCCCCUGUGUCUACCGUUCUUGAAGUUCCACUAAUCCGAAAAGUCUUCUGGACCCCAAGAAGGGAAGACAGGAUAACCCUGAUGUCCUUAAUUUUACCCGAAAACAUCACAAAAUUUGACACAUUUGAUAUGAAGUUGGAAGGGAUCGGGAACAAAGUAACUAUUCAAGGAUAUUUGACAGCCAGCUUCUCGCUGGCAGAAGAUGAGGGGACACCAGACCAUUUUGGAGUCAGUGAUAAGGACGUGAUUGUUUGUUCAACUAGAUUCUCUCUCUUGCUCUUUGACAUAAAUGGUCUCCGUCUGCAGACAUUUCACUACUGCCCAGAAGAGAUCUGGAGACUAUGGGUGGACCCUGUUCAUGUCAUUGUCACCUGUGAUGCUGGCUCUUUGGAUAUAUAUGCAUGGGAGAAGAGAAGCCUGCUACUAAGGAAGUGUUAUCGACUACGAAAUAGGAAUUAUCAGCAAAUGUCUGGGUAAGCUCUGCUUCUUGACUUACACUGGAAACUAGUUUUAAAACAUUUCUGGGGCUGGAUAGUUGGUUCAGCAGUAAGGAGCUUGACUGCUCUUCUGGAAGACUUGGGUUCAAUCUCCAGCAUCACAUGGCAGCUCACACUGUCUAUAACUCCAGUUCCAGGGCAUUGGACAGAAACCUUCACACAAAUGUAUUGAAAGCAAUGUUAAACAUAUUAAAGAGUUCUAUAUAAAAAAUGCAUUGUUAAAAGAAAGUAGAACUUUCUGUGAAAAGAUAGGACUAAAUUUAUGAUCUCCAGCAUCACACAGAACAGACAAUGGGCUGUAAAUGUAUAAUAUGUAAAUAGUAGAGUCAGGAGGGCCCAGAAGUUUAAGGUCAUCUUCUGCUAUUUAGCAAGUUUAGCAGCCAGAUUGAGUUCAUUGCAAAAUCAUCACACACACACACACACACACACACACACACACAAAAACACACACACACACACACACA